Juglans microcarpa x Juglans regia is the source of this 2080-nucleotide messenger RNA. Its product is annotated as serine/threonine/tyrosine-protein kinase HT1-like. The transcript has 3 exons. The coding region runs from base 928 to 1995 and encodes 355 amino acids. The record is from RefSeq and is a predicted model, not a curated record. Gene Ontology annotation, molecular function: protein kinase activity; ATP binding. NCBI's taxonomy places the organism in Eukaryota, Viridiplantae, Streptophyta, Magnoliopsida, Fagales, Juglandaceae. Gene Ontology annotation, biological process: protein phosphorylation.
AAAGCUCGUAGUUAAAAGUAGGCUGAGGAAGAGCAAUUUUGGAUAAUGGCAAUCAACAGAAAGGGCAAACCGGGAAAGAGAAAGGGUCAUUAUCAAAGGAAGCCCCGGAUGUUUGCUCAGAAGAGGAUCCUCGCACGUUACAAACGUAGAGUUUGUGUGAUCGGUUUUACAGCAAAGCUGAGUGUAGAGACAGACAGACAGACGCCUUCUGCUGCAUAUGCUUUCGCUGCACACCAGAACCCAGAAACACCAACUUCUACAUCUACAUCAUCCCAAGCCUCGCUCUUCGGCCCUUUCUUUCUCUCUUCUUUGUUUUCGUUCCGAUUAGCCCUAGCGAAAGCUUUAGCCUUCUUGUGUAUCUGUGUUUGGGUUUGUGUUCCAGUUAUCAUUUCAUAGCUCUGGCUUCGGAAGAUCAGAAACCGUACGUUUUGUUUUGAAGUGAUGGUUUCUCCGUUCUAUAUGUCCUUUUUAGUUUGCUUUAGACUCAUUGUCUGAACAAGAUCACUUAUCCUUUCGGUUAGAAACCAGUACUUGUCGUACUUCUAAAUGAAAGUUAAAUACUCCUACGUAUUUUGACCGUAAUUUUUCUUUUUUCGUUUCCUUCUUCCAAUUUACGGAAAGGUGAGUGUUUUUUUUUCCAUUUCUUGUACUUGUUUAUUCGAAAUAAAUUAAGUUUAUAGGUUUUCUUAGAGGAUGUGAUAGCUCGAAAUCCGUUUAUCAGUACUUGAACGUUGCAAUUUCUGAAAUGUAGUGGGAUAAGGACCCGUUAAGAAUAAGAUAGCAAGUUCGAUUUUUUUUUCCCAUUCUGGGUCUUUUUCAAAUCAAGUAUCUAUAAGAGAGCUUUGCUGCGUUUCGGAAUGUACAUGUAGUUCAAGACGCUAAAGGGAGUGCUGAUUUGAUGGUUUUGAUGAGUUUUGGCUCAGACCCAUGAAGAAUUUAUACUGUUUUAAGCAGAUUUCCACGACCAAUGGGAAAACUGAGAGGAAGCUUUCCCUCGGAGAGUACAGGCGGGCGGAGUCUUGGUCGAAGUACUUGGUGUCGUCGGGGGCGGAGAUAAAGGGGGAGGGAGAGGAGGAAUGGAGCGCAGAUAUGUCACAGUUACUUAUUGGUAAUAAGUUUGCAUCGGGGAGACAUAGUAGGAUCUAUAGGGGAAUAUAUAAGCAAAGGGAUGUGGCUAUUAAGCUGAUUAGCCAGCCGGAGGAGGACGAGAACUUGGCUGCCAUGCUUGAGGAGCAGUUCAUUUCAGAGGUUGCUUUGCUAUUUCGGUUGCGGCAUCCGAAUAUCAUCACUUUUGUUGCAGCAUGUAAGAAGCCUCCGGUGUUUUGUAUCAUCACCGAGUAUUUGGCUGGGGGUUCCUUGAGGAAGUACCUCCAUCACCAGGAACCACAUUCUGUUCCACUCAACCUAGUUCUGAAAUUAGCCCUUAGCAUUGCACAUGGGAUGCAAUAUCUUCAUUCUCAGGGGAUACUACACAGGGAUCUAAAAUCUGAAAAUCUUCUGCUAGAUGAAGAUAUGUGUGUGAAGGUAGCAGAUUUUGGUAUUUCAUGCUUAGAGUCGCAGUGUGGCAGUGCAAAGGGUUUCACAGGCACUUACCGUUGGAUGGCUCCUGAAAUGAUAAAAGAGAAACACCACACGAAGAAGGUUGAUGUUUACAGUUUUGGUAUUGUUCUGUGGGAGAUUAUAACUGCAUUGACACCAUUUGACAAUAUGACUCCUGAACAGGCUGCAUUUGCGGUCUCCCAUAAGAAUGCAAGACCACCAUUGCCACCCACAUGUCCCACAGCAUUCACUCGUCUCAUCAGCAGAUGCUGGUCAAGCAAUCCAGAUAAACGCCCACAUUUUGAUGAGAUAGUUUCAAUCUUAGAAAGUUAUGGGGAAUCACUUGAGCAGGAUCCCGGAUUUUUCUCAUCCUUCAAACCUUCCUCUGAUCACACAUUUUUCCGGUGCUUUCCAAAAUGUAUUCCGCGCCAUAGAUCUGCUUCUUUAAAAGCUUAGAACAUCUUCUUUACCUAUGAGCUAAAAGUAUACCGUAUAUUUUUCUAGGCUUAUAUGUUCAGUUAUGAUUAUGAACUUUUUAAAA